UUUAUUGGUGGUUAUUGGGGGGGGGACACUAUGCUGUAUUUCUUCGAGUGAAAUAAAUAUUCAAAUGAAAUGAGACACAUUUGCUGACAGACGCGUGGUGAGUAUCUUGCAGCAGCAGGACGCAGGCACCAAAGUCCACUCAGAAAAUCAGGACUUUUGGCGGAGAGCUCGCAGUUGUCUUUCCUCGGUGGGUCCGAGGGGGGCGGAUGGCUCAGAAUAGACGGCGUGCUCGUCCUUGAGACAUGACUGCCCGACAGUUUCCCAUUCAUAUUCCCGGGACUGUCAUAAACUUUAGCGCAUCUGUCGGACAACAUGUUGGCUGUUUUUGUCAGAUCCACGCUGCGACCCGGCAUGGUGAACCCAUGUCGCCUGGUCAGACCAGUCACACAGAUCCAAGAGAGGUCCCUGGUGCACCAGGAGGGUUUACCUAAACUGCCGGUGCCACCCUUGAAGCAGACAUGCGAGCGAUACCUGGCUGCCCUGGAGCCCAUCGUGAGCGAGGAGGAGCUGGAACACACCCGUAAACUGGUGGAGGAGUUCCUCAAGGGUGGUGUGGGGGAAAGGUUGCAGAAAAGCCUGGAGCGACAGGCACGCAAAACAGACAACUGGCUGUCAGAAUGGUGGAUGCAGUCUGCCUAUCUAGACUGCCGUAUGCCGGUGGCAGUCUACACCAGUCCCGGGGUUGUCCUGCCUCGCAUGCACUUCACCGACCGACAGGGACAGAUGAGGUUUGCUGCCAAACUGAUUGCAGGUGUUUUGGACUUUAAAAAAAUGAUUGACACUGAGACCCUGCCGGUUGAGUAUCUGAGUGGAAAGCCGCUGUGUAUGGACCAAUAUUACCAGAUCCUGUCCUCCUGUCGCCUCCCUGGUCCAAAGAGAGACACGGUUGUAAAUCACGCCAUCGGGAAAACACCUCCCACUCACAUCACUGUCGUCCAUAACUUCCAGUUCUUUGUCUUGGAUGUGUACAACAGCGAUGGCAGCCGGCUGACAGUAGACCAGUUGUACAUGCAGCUGGAGAAGAUCUGGAACUCAUCUCUGCAGACUAACAAGGAGCCUGUUGGCAUCCUUACAUCACAGCAUCGCAACACCUGGGGAAAAGCCUAUAACAACCUGAUUAAGGAUAAGACGAACAAGGAGUCAGUCCGUGCCAUCCAGAAAAGUAUCUUCACAGUUUGUUUGGAUGCCCCGAUGCCCCGCGUGUCAGAUGAGAUGUAUCCGAGCCGUGUGGCUGCCCAGAUGCUGCACGGAGGAGGUGCUCGCUGGAACAGCGGCAACCGCUGGUUUGACAAGACAUUACAGUUCAUUGUUGGUGAAGACGGUACGUGUGGGCUGGUGUAUGAGCAUGCACCCGCUGAGGGUCCACCCAUCGUGUUCCUCAUCGAUUACGUUGUUAAAUACAUGCAGAGAACUGAAAUGGUUCGCUCCCCCAUGGUUCCCUUGUCCAUGCCUCAGAAACUGCGUUUUAACAUUACACCUGAGGUCAAGAGAGACAUAGAGAGAGCCAAACAAAAUAUGAACAUAAUGGUGCACGACUUAGAUGUGAAGGUGCUUAUGUUCUCUCACUUUGGAAAAAAUGUACCAAAACAGCAUAAGCUGAGUCCAGAUGCCUUUAUGCAAAUGGUUCUUCAACUGGCCUACUUUAGGAUGUAUAAUAUUUCCUGCUCGAUUUAUGAGAGUGCAUCGUUACGGAUGUUCAAGUAUGGGCGAACAGAUGCAAUCCGGUCAACCACUGUAGACUCAUUUAACUUUGUCCAGGCAAUGCAAGACCCAGCUAAACAGAACUCUGAAAGGCUGGCGCUGCUGCAGAAAGCCGUUCAGACACAUAAGACGAACACAUACGAUGCAAUUCAUGGACAAGCCAUAGACAGACACCUCCUCGGGCUGAAGAUGGUGAGUAUUGAGGACCUGACCUCCAUGCCUGAGAUAUUCAUGGAUACUUCAUUUGCUGUGGCUCACCAUUACCAUCUCUCCACCAGCCAGGUUGGCUCCAAGACAGACUGUGUGAUGUGCUUUGGUCCGAUGGUGCCAGAUGGCUAUGGAGUGUGUUACAAUCCCAUGGAUGAGCACAUCAACAUCGCCAUCACGGCCUUCAACAGCUGUGAGGAGACGAACGCUGCCAAGUUUGCCCAGGCUGUAGAGGAUGCUCUGUUGGACAUGAGAGCUCUCCUGGAAGACACAGCAACAGCCGAGCAGUGAUCCCACGCAGGAGCCUGGCACGGCGUCUGUGUCCCACCGGGGCUGGAUGGGACAACUGGAACUGAACCGAUGCCGGAGUCGCUGGCAGAAGGCCACUCCGACAUAGACGCACAAUAGACUGAACGUGCUGGAACUGAGGGGAAACGUGUUAUUGAGGGGUUUUGGGUACAGAAUGUGUGACUGUCAAUACACUGCCUUUGUGAUGAGAUUUAAUUAUCUGUGGAGGAAAUUCUAUAUUUUAAGAAAUUGUGUACAUAUAAACUUCAAAUGAACAAGA
Messenger RNA from Acanthopagrus latus (yellowfin seabream), 2476 nucleotides. RefSeq names its product carnitine O-acetyltransferase-like. The transcript is spliced from 14 exons. Gene Ontology annotation, cellular component: peroxisome. Gene Ontology annotation, biological process: carnitine metabolic process, CoA-linked. NCBI's taxonomy places the organism in Eukaryota, Metazoa, Chordata, Actinopteri, Spariformes, Sparidae. The record is from RefSeq and is a predicted model, not a curated record. The coding region runs from base 313 to 2199 and encodes 628 amino acids. Gene Ontology annotation, molecular function: carnitine O-acetyltransferase activity.